Messenger RNA from Tripterygium wilfordii, 2272 nucleotides. RefSeq names its product serine/threonine-protein kinase Nek2-like. Gene Ontology annotation, biological process: protein phosphorylation. The record is from RefSeq and is a predicted model, not a curated record. The transcript has 15 exons. The coding region runs from base 129 to 1943 and encodes 604 amino acids. NCBI's taxonomy places the organism in Eukaryota, Viridiplantae, Streptophyta, Magnoliopsida, Celastrales, Celastraceae. Gene Ontology annotation, molecular function: ATP binding; protein kinase activity.
UUACGCUUCAUUUCUAAGCCUACUGUAAUCCUUCCCUCCUCCGUCGUCUGAAUUCAAAAUUUUCAGAGUUACUGUUGGUAUAGCCAUAUUGGAAAUCCUAAAUUCUGUUGAGGGAGGUAGCUCAUUUAAUGGAGCAGUAUGAAAUUCUGGAGCAGAUUGGGAAGGGUUCAUUUGGUUCUGCCUUGCUUGUGAGACAUAAACAUGAAAAGAAGAAGUAUGUUUUGAAAAAAAAUCGUCUUGCUCGGCAAACGGAUAGGACCCGCAGAUUGGCCCACCUGGAGAGGGAGCUUAUUUCAAAAGUACAUAAUCCAUUUAUAGUGGAGUACAAAGAGUCCUGGGUAGAAAAGGGUUGCUAUGUGUGCAUUGUCAUACGAUACUGUGAAGGAGGAGACAUGGCAGCAGCUAUUAAAAGAGCCAAUGGAAUUCAUUUUCCUGAAGAGAAACUUCGUGAGUGGCUAGUUCAACUCUUGAUGGCACUUGACUACUUGCACAAAAACCAUAUUCUUCAUCGGGAUGUCAAGUGUUCAAAUAUAUUUUUGACAAAAGAUCAAGACAUACGGCUAGGUGAUUUUGGUCUGGCCAAAAUGCUCACUUCCGAUUAUCUAGCUUCCUCUGUUGUUGGAACUCCAAGUUAUAUGUGUCCCGAGCUUCUUGCUGAUAUACCAUAUGGUUCCAAGUCAGAUAUUUGGUCUUUAGGAUGCUGCUUAUAUGAAAUGGCUGCUCACGCGCCUGCAUUUAAAGCCUUUGAUAUACGGGCACUGAUUAACAAAAUAAAUAAGUCUAUUGUGGCUCCUCUUCCAUCCAUGUACUCUGGUGCAUUUCGAGGACUUGUUAAAAGCAUGUUGCGGAAAAAUCCUGAACGUAGACCGAGCGCUGCGGAGUUGUUAGGCCAUCCUCACCUUCAAACUUAUGUGCUUAAGAUUCAUCUAAAGUUGAAUAGCCCUAGAAGAAAUUCUUAUCCAGCUGAAUGGACCGAUUGUAACUACAUCACGAAAACUAAAAUCUUUGAGGCAGAAGGUAAUCCCAUCUUUUAUAAGAGGGACAAAAGGCAUUCAUUCAGCAAUGACCGGACUUUGAAUCCAAGUAUAUCGGGAACUGAAGAGGACUCCUUGUGUUCCACACAAAGAGGGCUUGAAUCUCCAAGUUACUUGAAUCAGAAGUUUGCGGGAUUAUCUGUUGGCUUAGUACAUGACGAGAUUGGUACUGAAAAGCCAAAUGCUAAAAAAUUUCCAAGCGUUGCAAGAACCCCAAAAUGUACACCAGUAAAAUUUUCUACAACUCCAAGGAGGGUGGGCACGCCAUCAAAGUUUCCAGAGUCACAUACUCCUGCAAGCAGAUCUUCCAACCUGACACGAAGGGUGUCUCUUCCAUUUCCUUCAAGAACUGCAGCCUUAGGCACCCCAUAUAAAUCCAACGCUGGCCUACUUCGCUCAACGGAGUCAUCAGAUAUCUCUGUCAAUGCCCCACAAAUUGACAAGAUUGCUGAAUUCCCUUGGGUCUCUUCAGAAAUCCCCCUUCAUCCCAUCAGUGGAAUAUCAUCAACAUCUGUGCACUGUUCUUCCACACCUGCUAAUGCUGACCGCAGCAUCACAAAGGACAAAUGCACAAUCAAGAUUCUUGACAGAGCUGUUAGCAGGUCAAACUUUACUGAUGCUGGUCAUGGAGUAGCAAGAAAUGGAAGUGAAUACUCAGAGCAUAAUCCAACUGCAGUUGUUUCAAGUCAUUCAUCAUCUGAUUCACGACUGCGGCGGUUCGAUACCUCAUCUCACCAGCAACGUGCGGAAGCACUAGAAGGUUUGCUUGAAUUCAGUGCGGUUCUCUUACAAGAAGAAAGAUUUGAAGAGCUAGGGGUGUUGCUAAAGCCAUUUGGUCCCGAGAAAGUUUCUCCUAGGGAAACUGCUAUUUGGUUGGCCAAGAGCUUUAAGCAAACUGCUUGUAGCUGACAACAACAAUGCCUCAUUGUUGUCCCAAAUUGUAAGAAGUGGUCAUAAAGGCUAAUGGUAUUUGGAUUCUAUUGUCAUUCACACUAGAAACCAGGUUUCUUCAUUUAAUGUCAAUGAUGAUUUUGCUGGCUAAUCAGUCCUCUGUAGAGUGUAGCUUCAUAUUGGUGGAGAUUGUGAUGGACUGUAGUUGAUUAGAACCAGUAAGUAUUGAUGUAUUAGGAAGAAAAUGCCAAAACAUGUUUUCUUUGAUAAUGGCAUGUGCUUGGUUUAACUUUCAAGAGAUUCAAUGUUUAUCUGCGUGAUCACCAUGUGAGGCUUAAUUCUUCUUA